Striga asiatica is the source of this 336-nucleotide messenger RNA. Lineage: Eukaryota; Viridiplantae; Streptophyta; Magnoliopsida; Lamiales; Orobanchaceae. The record is from the annotation of a GenBank genome assembly.
AUGGUGGCGGUGGAGAGUUUGAUAGGUGGUGGCGACUGCGAUUGGGAUGUGGUUGGUUCUUCGGGAGAAAUUUUCCGGCGAGAUGGUGGAUUAGAAACAGGGGGACUGAGUAUGAUUGCGAGGUGUUCCGGCGGGGUCAGGGAUGAUGAUUGCGGCGGCGUCUCGGCGAUUGUGGCGGCGCGCUGGUGGUCCGGCCAUGUGCAAUCUGUGAACGGUGUGUGUGUGUGUUCAUCACUGUGGGUGAAAGAGAUGGAGGUGAGGUGGUGGUGGUGGGUCCCACGGUGGAUUUGUGACAAAUGUGGGUGGUGGUGGCCAGUGAUUAGGAUUUAUUGUUAA